Molecule: messenger RNA, 1440 nt
Organism: Anopheles marshallii
Lineage: Eukaryota; Metazoa; Arthropoda; Insecta; Diptera; Culicidae
Product: ankyrin-1-like
Exons: 7
Coding region: 1-1440 (479 amino acids)
Biological process (GO): regulation of barbed-end actin filament capping
Cellular component (GO): cytoplasm; nucleus
Molecular function (GO): protein binding
Source: RefSeq, a predicted model, not a curated record
AUGAAUGGACGAGGACGCAUUAUCACGAUGCCGGCUGAGUGUGCCGCUAACCCGCUGCAGCGGGCCUUGGCCGAUGCCAUCAUACGCAUGGUGUCCAUGGACGAGUUACGCAUACUGCUCGCCUGCGGUGCGAAGGUCAACGAGCAGGUGACGCAAGGUCUGAGACCACUGCACUAUGCCGUCUGGCAGAAUAAUGAAGCUGCCGUUAAUCUGCUUAUUGUGCGUGGUGCCGAUAUAAACGCGAUCGAUGAAGUUGGCUACAGCGCACUACAUCUGGCGGCAGAGCAUGGUUAUCUGCAUCUCGCGAAGAUACUGCUGGACGCUGGCUGUAAGGUGGACUACCGUGAGCCAACAAAUGAUCCUUAUCCACGCACGACACUCUGCGAUGAACCGCUUCGCUUGGCACUGCGUAACAAACACUACGAGGUGGCCCGUCUGCUACUUGAUCGUGGUGCCGAUCCGAACAAGCGCUAUUUCUUCGGCUCCGAGAUCAAUCUGGCGACGGAUGUGGAAAGCCUGGAGCUGUUGCUCACGUACGGUGCGAGCACGGAGGCGCGUGACCGUUCCGGCAUCACCCCGCUAAUGCGUGCCGUGCGAACGAACGGUAACGUCGAUUCGGUGCUGCUGCUGCUACAUUACGGUGCGGACGUUAAUGCGAUGACAGAUGCAAGGAAUGAUUACAGAACUGUGUUGCAUUAUGCCGUUCUAUCAGGAUUAGAUCUGUUCGGUGGCAAUGCGUCACUCGUAACGAUGCUAUUGAAACAAGGCGCCCGGGUAGACAUUCCAGCACCGCUGCCCGAACCGGACCGGCCAAGCCCGCUCGAUCUUGCCGUAUUGCGGGGCGAUCCCGUGCUGGUGAGAAUACUGCUCGAGCAUGGUGCUAAUGUCAAUCGCAGCAGUCCCGUCAUUGGUUCGCCGUUGCAUGUGGCUUGCGCCGAUAAUAUUCCCAACAGAGUUGAAAUUAUGAAAAUGCUCUUGUUUUACGGUGCUGACCCGAAUAUACGCGUUGUGGGAGAUGUUGCCACCAAUGCGAUACUACGUCCUCCGUUGGCAGAGCUGCUUGCCAGCAACGAACACGUGACGCCACAGGAACUGCAUUUGUUGCUACGAUACGGUGCAAGGGUUAUCCUGAAGACCCAGUACCGCGAUCCGGACGGUUUACUAAACUGCCUCUCAAACCUGCAUCACGAAUCGGCCGGCUUCCGCAUCAUACUGGACGCUGCAGAAGAGUUCGAUCCUUGCAUGAUACGCCGCAACCAACAAAUCACCGAUGAGCAGCGCGAUCUGCUGGUAGAACGUGCCUCGGUGCCACGGAAGCUCAAGUCCCAGAUUCGUGCCUACUACCGCCGGCUGUUCGGGCGGAAUCUGUGCGAGUUCGUUCCGCCAUUAUUUAUACCGAGCGAGCUUAAAAACUAUCUGCUGUACGAACACAGCCUGUAA